Messenger RNA from Mangifera indica (mango), 3062 nucleotides. RefSeq names its product E3 ubiquitin-protein ligase BRE1-like 2. Gene Ontology annotation, molecular function: metal ion binding; ubiquitin protein ligase activity. The record is from RefSeq and is a predicted model, not a curated record. Gene Ontology annotation, cellular component: HULC complex; nucleus. NCBI's taxonomy places the organism in Eukaryota, Viridiplantae, Streptophyta, Magnoliopsida, Sapindales, Anacardiaceae. Bases 775 to 2841 code for a protein of 688 amino acids. The transcript is spliced from 18 exons.
ACUCUCUGUUCUAGGGUUUCCUCAGGCGUCUAGAUGUUGUAAAUGGAAAACGAAGAGCCGAAAGAGCCAGACAAGAAGAAGCCGCACUUUAAUUCUCAUCCUCUUUCUCCCUCCAUGGCUCGCAACUCCGCCACUUCUCCUUCGAAUAACAAAACAGUUGAUGCAGCAGUUCUCCAGUAUCAGAAUCAAAAACUUGUACAGAAACUAGAUGCUCAGAAGCAUCAGUUGCAUGACCUUGAAGUGAAAAUUAAGGAAUUAAAAGAUAAACAAACUUCGUAUGAUGACAUGUUAAUAACAGUGAAUCAACUUUGGAAUCAGUUGGUCGAUGAUUUGAUCUUGCUUGGGGUACGAGCUGGUGGAGGACCUGAUGUUUUACGAAACUUGGAUGGAAAAGAUCAGCCAGAUGGUCUUUCAGCAUUUUUGUUCUUUGUUUAGAUGAUGAAUAAAUUGUUCGGUUAAUCUUAUAUAUUGUCAUUAUACUUGACUUUCACAUCUUACUAAUUUCACUUACUUGUGCUAUACUUCAGACUCAGUUCCAUCUUGUCCUCCGGAGGAUAUGUUUCUUUGUAGACUGCUACAUGUAAAUUCCAUUGAGAAUAAUGGUAAUGAGGGGAUUGCCAAAUACGUUGAAGAUGCCCUUGCUUCACGUCAUUCAUCCACUAAGGAGUUGAUGAAGUUUUUGGAAGAUGUCAUUGAUGCUCAGAGGGUGAAAACUGAGAGUGUAGCUCAGGCUUUGCAAGGAAAGCUAUCUGCAGAAGGUCAGAAGAUAUCUUGAUGUCAGAUGCCAUUAUCCAAUUGUCCAAGAUGGAUGAUAUGAUGAAAGAAGAGGCUAAAAAUCUGAAUGAGGUGAUUGAAAUUCUCCACGUGAAGCAUAAGGAAUAUGCUAAUUGGAUUCAAACUUAUAUAUGCAAUCAUUCAGCUGAUCAGUCUGAGAUUAAACGCGUUGCAGGUGAGCUUGAAGAGAACAUGGCUGAACUUGAAGAAAGUAGGAGAAAGCUGGUCAGUUUGAAGAUGCAAAAAGAUGUGGCUUCUGGCAUGCAUUUGCAGACUCCAGGUGUGGUAACUGCUAAUGGAAAUGUUUCUCCAGAGAAAUCUGCUGAUAGGACAAUGGACAUGCAGGAGUUGAAGGAAUCCAUUGAGGAAACAAAGGUAGUGGCUGCUGAUCGUCUUUCGGAGCUCGAAGAAUCACAGCAGGACAACAUAAACUUAUCAAAACAAUUGCAAAAUCUCCAGAAUGAGUUGAAUGAUGACAAAUAUGUAUACUCAUCUCGACAGUAUAAUUUAGUCAAUGAUCAACUCCUACAUUGGAAUGUUGAGUUGGAACGUUGCAAAGCUUUGACAGAUUCUUUGCAGAUUGACAGGUCUUUUGUUCUAAGAAGGGAGAAAGAAUUGACUGUAAGAUCUGAGUCAGCAGAUGCUGCUAGGAACACCAUUGAUGAUUCUGAAUCUAGGAUUGAACAGCUGGAGCAUCAGCUUCAGAAGUGUAUAAUUGAAAAAAAUGAUCUAGAGAUGAAAAUGGAAGAAGCUGUUCAGGAUUCAGGGAGAAACGAUAUUAAAGCAGAAUUUCGUGUAAUGGCGUCGGCUUUGUCCAAGGAGAUGGGCAUGAUGGAAGCCCAGUUGAAUCGGUGGAGGGAAACUGCUGAUGAAGCCCUGUCCUUGCGUGAUGAAGCACAAUCACUAAAAGCUUCCUUAAGUAUCAAGACGCACGAACAAAGGUGUUUGGAAGAUAAGUGUGCACAGCAGAUGGUAGAAAUCAAAACUCUGAAGGCUCUGAUUGAAAAGUUGCAAAAGGAAAAACUGGAAUUGCAACUUAUCUUGGACAUGUAUGGCCAGGAAGGUUAUGAUAACAGAGAUGUGGCUGAGAUAAAAGAAUCUGAACGUCGGGCUCAUUCACAAGCUGAAAUCUUGAAAAGUGCUUUGGAUGAACAUAGUCUGGAACUGAGGGUGAAAGCCGCAAAUGAGACUGAGGCUGCUUGCCAACAAAGGCUUUCAGUUGCUGAAGCUGAAAUAGCUGAACUAAGGGCUAAACUGGAUGUUUCUGAGAGGGAUGUUAUGGAGCUUACAGAGGCUAUUAAAAGCAAAGAUAAGGAAGCAGAGGCAUACAUUUCUGAAAUUGAGACCAUUGGUCAAGCAUAUGAAGACAUGCAGACCCAGAACCAGCAUUUGCUGCUGCAGGUGACUGAGAGGGAUGACUACAAUAUCAAGCUUGUUUCUGAGAGUGUUAAAACAAAGCAGGCACAAAGCUUUCUAAUCUCUGAGAAACAGACUUCAAUGAAGCAGCUUCAACAAGUUAAUGCACUGGUAGAAUCUUUAAAAUCACGGAUUCUCCACAGUGAAGAGCAGAUGAAAGCCUGUCUGACAGAGGCUCUUAAAUCUACUCAAGAAGACAGACAUCUGAUGGUCAGUCUUGAAACAGCAAAGUGGGAAUUAGCUGAUGCUGAGAAGGAAUUGAAGUGGUUGAAAUCUGCUGUUGCUUCUUCUGAGAAGGAACAUGAGCAGAUCCAGCGGAAGUUGGAUGACAUCCAAAAAGAACUGGACGAAGAAAGAAGAGAGAAGAUGAAGCUUGAGGAAGAUCUCAUGGAAUUGAAUAACAAGGUUGCGGAGUUGACUUCUGAAACUGGAGAGGCAGCGAUACAGAAACUUAGGGACGAAAUAAAAGAUUGCAAAGCUAUUCUCAAAUGUGGUGUGUGCUUUGACCGUCCAAAGGAGGUUGUGAUUGUGAAAUGCUUUCACCUCUUCUGCAAUCCAUGUAUUCAAAGAAACCUGGAGAUACGGCAUCGGAAGUGCCCAGGGUGUGGAACAGCUUUCGGUCAGAGCGAUGUCCGGUUUGUAAAGAUAUGACUCAACUUUCCCAUGUUUUGUAGUUCAACUCAAGUCAUAGCUAUCUCUGCGUUUUUGUUAUUACCUUAGCUUGAUAUGGGCAUGUGCUUUGAUGGUAGGCUCCCAUGUAGAAUAGAAAUAAUAUUCAUUUUCCUUUUUGGUCGUUCUUAUGUAACUACGGUGUAUUUGUAAACAAAAUAAGAAAUUUAUUUUAAGAAAAAAAACCCCAGCAUCUUUAUAAA